CGGCUAUUACAUACAACCCAUUCCUCUACCUUCUUGCCACAUUGUAUCAUUCAUAUACUCUAUGCUUGGCUACUAUGACAAUCUAAACAUCAAUUAUUCAUUGUUUUUAUGUCACAGUCACUUGUUCUAACUUCCAUCCUUCCCCCAUAUUCUCUAACUGGCAUCUAAUCACAGUUUUAAUAGCUGACAGGGCUCAUAUUUAGAAGCUAAGCAUAUUGUUGUUGCAUCUCUACUCUUUAAGAGGUGAGUUUCAGUCAAGGAUCCAAUAGUGUAAAUUCUGACCCCUGUCUGCAUAUUUGAGUUAUUGUUCUUGGUUACAUUAUUCACAUAUUUCACCUCGGCUCAGUUCAGCACUCGAUGCCAGGGACAGAUCAGAAAGUGUCAUUUCUAGGGGUAAUUUCUCAAUGGGGUAUUUCGAGAAACCCGACUUCUGAGCCUACCGCAUCCGAUCACGGAAAAAGAGAUAUCCUGCAAAGAUCUCAAGGAGAAGACCACACCGUCACUCGGAGGUAUAGACUGAACCAGCGCCAUUAUCCUAAGGAUUGUCCAACAUUGAGGGUGAGGUGGUUUUAUGCAGUUGACUCUCCGAAGCGGAAACCGACACUGUCGGACCACAAGAAAGACAAUCAAAAACCUCUCCCUUCCCCUAAAAAAUUUGUUCCAUUCUCUUCCGGCGAUUCCCAGUCUAUUGAAAUUGCAUUCCAAAAGCUUUCUGAUCUGGAGGACAGACCUGGGGAUGCGCAAUUUAGUGAAUCCCCCAAAGACAUUGGCGAUGAACGUGUCCGGGUCCCUGUCAACGAAGAUUACCUUUUUGAUGUCGAUAUUGAGCACAGGGAGCUCAGCCCUGCAUAUUGGGUCGGCCCUGUGUAUGAAGUUCGUCGUGGAACAUGGUUUUUCCAAGAAGGCUCUACUUUCAAACCCUGUGAGGAGAAUCUUGCCACCCAACUGGAAGAAGGAUUCUUAAAGGUGAGACCAUGGCGGUUCGAGAGUGCCCAAAAGACCUUGUCUCGGGCUACAUCUAGUGCGAAAGGGAAUGAGCACCAUGGACUCAAUGUGAGCAAUCCCGAGUCAGUGUCUGGUGCGCCUAUAUCAACAAAGAUUACAUCUGCCUGCAAUAGCCCCGAGGGUUCCGCACCUAAUGACGUUACUCCCCUGUCUGCGAUAGAGCCCCAGAGUUAUCGCCUAUUUGGUGCCUACAUGAAUAGUAUAGUAACCUACCAGGAUUCCUCAACCGCGUGGUUGACAAGUGACGAUUUCAUGUCCCGCGUGAGCACUACAGUAUACCAGAAACUUGGUGGUGUUCCGGGAACAAAGAUCGUUCGGGGUUUCAGUGAGACCAAAAGACUAAAAGAGCCGACAGAGACAAAAAAUGCUAUUCGAAAGCCCCCGAGGAAAUGGAAGAUACAGCACGAGACCUUUAUUAACACUCAAACAGUCUCUACGAACAUCGAGCAAAAAAUUGACUCUUGCCCUCCGCGGCCACGUAUUCCCAGUGACGGAGGUCCCGAAAAUCGGAGUGUCGCGGAGGAAAACCCGAGAACAACACUUGAACGGCAAAUGUCGUCUCUUGCAGGGGAGCCGCAGGAUAUGGCUGAUAUUGAGGAGCAAGCCCGUAGACAAGAGGAAAAGGAGAUGGAAGACUCUAGGGAAGUUGACAAUGAAGAUAGGGAACGGGAAAUUGACCACCUGGUUCUUGUCACGCAUGGCAUUGGCCAGCGACUUGGGUUGCGGCUAGAAAGUAUCAAUUUCAUACACGACGUGAAUUCCCUGCGCAAGACGUUAAAGAGUGUAUAUAAGGCAUCUCCGGGCCUUCAGACACUUAACUCUUCAUUUGCAGACAACAAGAGGAAUUGCCGCGUCCAGGUUCUACCAGUAUGCUGGCGACAUCUGCUCGACUUUCCCUACCGAGGAUUUAGGCAGACUCGCAAGGAACAUGACCUUGCUGACGCAGAUUAUUUGGAAGAUGAUGUGUACCCUACAUUAGCGGACGUCACCCUUGAAGGCGUGCCUUCUGUUCGAAACCUCAUUUCCGACCUAGCAAUGGAUGUGCUCCUUUAUCAGAGCGCGUAUUGUGACCACAUUGCCACCAUAGUGCAACAAGAAUGCAAUCGAAUUUUCAAACUCUUUAAGAAAAGAAAUCCUUCUUUCAAAGGGUCUGUCAGCCUAUGUGGUCAUUCACUUGGGAGUGCAAUCUUCUUUGAUAUCCUGUGUCACCAGCAGAACAAUUCCACCUCUGUUGGGCAGGAUGCCAAGGCAGGACACAGGGCUAAGACGCAGACGGCACUAGGGGGGAUGGAUCUCUACCCACUAGAUUUUGAAUGCGAGGAACUUUUCUGUUUAGGGUCUCCGAUUGCCCUCUUUCAGAUGCUAAAAGGGAAAACCAUUGCUGGGCGGUCUACACUGGGUUCUAAGAAUGGUGGAAACACCAUUGAUAUCCAAAGCCCGGCUGAAAUUGUGCACCGGCCCUCUGCUCCACGUCAUUCUGUUAUUCUGGAAGGGGACCUGAACGACAUAUCCCCCACUGUGUCUUCUCCAAAUUGUCGACGGCUAUAUAACAUUUUCCAUCCAUCUGAUCCGGUAAGCUAUCGUAUUGAGCCACUCAUAUCACCCGCAAUGGCGGCACUCAAACCACAACCUUUGCCUUCAGUCAAAAAGAGCCUCUGGACUGCCUCGGGCCAAAGUCUUUCGGUAAUCGGAACUCGGGUGGGCCAAAGUGUGGGAUCUUUAUGGACGAACUUUACAUCAGGUGUCGCUAGUAGUUUGCUGAACCGCAGCCUGGGGCUGGGUUCAGAAGACGCUCAUCAGACUUCGACGAAUGUCAAUUCGCAACCACAGCAGACGCAACCACCACCAAUCACCGAUUUGGCUCGCGAGAAACAGAGUCACCCUGCUUCCAAUACCAGUGACCAGCAGGAAGAUGAUAACACUUUGGAGACAUCUGUGGAUCAAGAAUUUGAAACUCUUUAUUGCCGCUUCCAGGAUUUGAGGAGCGGCCACAGAAGGGGGGAUUCGCAGCCCUGUACAGUUGAAGGCACUGCAGAUUCUCAGGAGAUGGAUGAUCGUGCAAGAAAAUUAAAAAUCGAAGAUGCCAAAGUGAGGGCACUGAAUUCAAAUGGACGAGUGGACUAUAGCCUGCAGGAGGGUACUUUUGACAUUUCCUUAAUUGCCAGCAUUGCGAGCCAUCUCUCUUACUGGGCUGAUGAAGAUGUCAAUCAUUUCAUGCUCUCGCAGAUGUUGUCCCGGAAAAAUUGGAAUAAGAAUACAAAGCAAGCAUCCAAGGAAUGAAGAUCUCUCAUAGCCCCAUUUUAUAGCCACACUUACUGUGUCUUGUUUCUUUUUGAUGCCCAUCUGUGGAUACUGCUGAAUAAUACUAUAGUGGCUCAGUUCUGCUACUGUAAGGGCUAUGGCGGUGAUGGCGUGAAGAGGUAAUCAAUAUACGGUGAAUGCAAGUGCGAUAGUAAGGAAGCAAAUGUAGGGUCCUUGUUGCUUAAGAACUAACCGCUGACUUCGUUAUGGUGUUGCGAAGUUCAGCUCCUAAGUGCUAUGUACACGUGAUCUUGUGUGGCCAGAGGCUGCUGUCUUCUCAGCCUUACAGUUGCAUUCAAUACUAUUUUAAAGCAUCUCUGGAAUGCUCAAACAAUAUGUAUUUUGUCACUGCAAAAUCUAGGUAUAUGGCUUCGUUGAUUAUUUACUGUGAGUAGCCAGCAAAGCAAUAUUUGCUUACUCUUCCUGUUGUUUGCAUGUAGCCAUGUACAGCAAAUACUGCAAUGCAAUAUUACACGUCCAUGAUACCAUUGCAAUUAACACUACCAAUACACUGUAUAAUAUGUAUCAUAGGCUUGGAAUCGGCCAACUUGUCGGCCCUCCCUCGUAGAACCCGUAUGGAGUAGACUGUUAAGCGCCCCUUACACUUCGAGAGACUACAAGGUCACCACUUUCAACGCCUGUAAAAGAAGCGAAAAGACUAAUCCUCUAGCUAUAGGCUCAACCUGGAGGCAGUCAAAAAUCCUCUCCAGCGCUUCCCGGCUGGCGGUAGCACCCAUGACACUUAUAACAGCUUGAGGCAGUCCUUUUUGAACAAAAAUUUUCCGUGCAGUUUCCCUCAGACGUUUCUUCUCCGCAUCGGUUCGAGCUGAGGGAGGGAGGUCACAGUCUGCCUGGGUUGGGAAAACAGUCUCGCAGAGUUUUACCAGAUAUCCCCCAAGGGCUUCGUCCGAUGUGUGGGUAUCUAUCAUUGAAUUCUGUAGCAGAACGCGAAUCGUCUCUAAAUGCGGACUCCCAGGGCGUAGGAUAUAUGACUUUGCAGCGUUAAGAAUAGUUCGGCGUAUGUUCCAGGCAGAUGACGAAGAAUAUAAUUCAUUGAUAACAGCGAAUAUUAGUUCCACGGCUAUUUGCGUCUCUUCACGCGUUAUAGGGCUAUUCAGCGUCUGUUCAGCGUCCCCUGCGCCAGUCGGGGCACAUAAAACUUCGGCUUUGGUCCCAAAAGAAGGCGAAUGCGAUGGGAUGUCCUCCUGUGUCUCACUUUCUCCAGGAGCUUGAAAAGGAUCGGGCUCCUCCAGAGUCGCAUUAGAACCAAUGUCUCGCACGGCUUCUUCAUCAAGCAUCUCCAAGGUUCUCCCGCGGUCAGAGGAUCGGUUUGGCUGUUCCUCUCUGGGAGUCCCAGUAUCGCUUGAAGUAUUGUCAAAGUGAGAGUUAAAACAAGAGUCUUGAAAGCCAUCGGUAAUGGGUGACGAUGAUGAAAGGUUUUUGGUGUCUCUAUCAAGCACAACUGUUUUGUGGUGCUGUAGGUCUUUUAAUCCAGCAUGAGACUUUUCGCUUGGUGCGGGAGAGUUCCUGGAACUUUGGCUGUUACUACCUGCGCUUUGGGAGAAAGGCUUUUUGCCAGUGCCAGCUACGCUUCCAAAUACUCCAGACACUCCAUCCAGGACAGCUUUGCUCCCCCCAGCAACCCCUUUAGGAGCGCUAGUCAAAACAUCAAGAACACUCUUUCCGACAUUCUCGAAUGCAUUUUGACUGGGAAAUAGAAACCCAGAUUUUGUCGACGCCCCUGUAGAUCCAACAGCAAGACUCUCGUCCUUUUCCAGAAAUCUCUUCAUCUUCCCGCUUUCUGCGAACAGCUCGUAUUGAAGAGCGUCCUGCAAAUAUCUCUCUAAGCUCCGGGCCAAAGCAUGUUUCGCUUGGCCUUUCCAUGGAGGCAAUAUAGGGUAGCGAUCCGAAAAGCCAUGGAUUCUGUUUAACCUUGAAAUAAUGGCCAAUGUUUCAUGAAGAGAUUCGAAAUCAGCAUAUUUCCUGAAAACCAUCCAGCCAGAACGAUUGGAUGACAUUGGUUCAAUUUGUAGCAGGUAGUCCCAAGAGGGUUUUGACCGGAUUAUUCCUUUUUCUCCAGGUUCAGAACCAUCAUCGACUGAUACGCUGGCACCGAAAAGAGUCAGCGGUGAGGUUCCAUGACUCACGAGCGAUCUCAACUGGGAUUCUUCGGCAGGCGCAGACCGAAUCUGUGACAGCCUUGCAUCUACCGGUUCUGGGCGCUUAUCAGAAACAAAAUUCGAACGAGUGGUUGUUUGUUUUGUGAUCCUAUUCUCAUUGUUGUUCCUUAGCAUGCUAAUAGAGCAACCAACAGCCUCAGUUUCCGAAAGUGGUUGCGUGGCCACUGGAAUUGAAUUUGAAGACAGCACUGAUAUUCGGCGGCUGUCGCGCAGUCCUUGCGUUGAAUCUUGCCUGAGAGCAUCCUGAGCUGGGAUCAUGUCGCUUAGUCGUCUGGUUUCAAUUGUGGCAACAUCUGCUGUCUUAUCCUUAUGGUCCGGACUUUCUGGCUUCGAAGAAGACUGUUUAUCAAACCCAUUGUCCUUUCCCAGAAGUGACGUCAGAUUGCUUGUGCCAUUGGCCGUAUUUGAUAUGGCCGCGCUUUGGUUUCGAGCUCCUUCCACGCCAGCAUCAAUAGCGUUCAUUAUCUCGGAUUCUCCAUCUCUGAGGAUAUAAAUGAUCCAGCUGUUGAUAGACUCUGGCCUUGAGAGACUGGAGAUUGUAGUCUCAAGGACAGCGCCAGAGAAAAUCUCACGAAGAAAAUCCUUCAAUAUAUAACAUCCCGAGACAUUCGGGUCUAGGAAAUUGGAUAAUAUAUCGUUUGCGGCAACGUCAAGCUUCUUUCGCUGCUGCUCGAAUUCUAAAACAUUGGCUAGGUUACUAUCCGGGAAGAGUUCUAAGUACCUUUUGAUAGUAUAUUCCGGUGACGUAGAGUUCCCAAAGCAUUCGAACGCUUCCGAGAAUUCGUGAAGAAAUAUAAUAAGGAUAGACGAUGAGUUCGUGAGAAAUUGCAGGAAUGCAUCUGCCGUCCGCUUCCGGGAAAGAUGUGAUGAUACAGAAGUAAUGAAGUGAGUCAAUGUCUUUUGGCAGGAGAGAGGAAAUGUUGGCUCGGAAGGUAAGAUUUGCC
Messenger RNA from Monascus purpureus, 6430 nucleotides. Lineage: Eukaryota; Fungi; Ascomycota; Eurotiomycetes; Eurotiales; Aspergillaceae. The record is from the annotation of a GenBank genome assembly.